This is a messenger RNA of Parastagonospora nodorum SN15, 628 nucleotides long. RefSeq lists its product as hypothetical. Gene Ontology annotation, molecular function: dynein intermediate chain binding. The transcript has 4 exons. Bases 27 to 425 code for a protein of 132 amino acids. NCBI's taxonomy places the organism in Eukaryota, Fungi, Ascomycota, Dothideomycetes, Pleosporales, Phaeosphaeriaceae. The record is from RefSeq and is a predicted model, not a curated record. Gene Ontology annotation, cellular component: cytoplasmic dynein complex; cytoplasm. Gene Ontology annotation, biological process: microtubule-based movement.
CUACCUACAUUCAUACUUCACACGCAAUGGCUCACUCACCGCUCCCCACAUCCGAGCUGGAACAGCUCGCCGCUCACGCCUGCGAAUCCGUAAUCGGCGCCUCAGAGACCUACGACCACUCCAAAGUCAGCGACUGGAACACGUCCAUCAUCCAAACCAUCCUGAAAACCCUGAUCGAAAAGACCUCUACUACCACUACCGCCGGCGAGCCCUCGCAACCCCCGUACAAAUACAUCAUCAACAGCACCGUGAUCCAACACAUUGGCGUCCCGUCAGAACCCGAGAAGCACGGGCGUCGCGGCAUGCACAGCGCUGUCGGCGCGUACUGGAACAACGAGAAGGAUGGCACGUAUAGCUACAAGUGGGAGGGCGCGCAGAAGAAGGGCAUGGAUAUUGUGAUUGCGAUUACGUGGGUUGCUAUCUAGAUGGUGCGGCGAUGGUGGUGGUGGUGUGUAUAGGCGACUGAUAAAUCCCACCUACUCGGAUGUUUCUUGGAUAGGGUCGGGAAGAGGUGAUUUUGCUUCGCCGUGGUUGUCGGAGCUGUAUAUGUUUUACGUGCAUGAGCGAAGCGAAAGUCCUUUCUUUUGGUACACUCCUCUGGAAAUACACAUCUACUUUUUACACUGCU